Myxocyprinus asiaticus (Chinese sucker) is the source of this 4469-nucleotide messenger RNA. RefSeq names its product rho GTPase-activating protein 17-like. Gene Ontology annotation, cellular component: intracellular anatomical structure; cytosol; cytoplasm. The transcript is spliced from 21 exons. Gene Ontology annotation, molecular function: protein binding; GTPase activator activity. The record is from RefSeq and is a predicted model, not a curated record. Bases 281 to 2551 code for a protein of 756 amino acids. Gene Ontology annotation, biological process: regulation of actin cytoskeleton organization; regulation of Rac protein signal transduction; positive regulation of GTPase activity. NCBI's taxonomy places the organism in Eukaryota, Metazoa, Chordata, Actinopteri, Cypriniformes, Catostomidae.
AUAUGUCACUCUGCGCUACAAUAGGGAAGUGAACAGCACUUCCUAUUUCCACAGCGUUACUGCUAUUCUCUGACCGAGAACAGAUCGAGAAGAGUAAAAACGAAAGGAGAAUGUUUGACGCGUGGUUUAUAUAUGAAUAUAAGCUGUAAAUGACUCGGAUUCAGAUCUAGUUCUCCGCGCACAAUGGGAGCGACGCGCUUGCGGCCGUCAGCUUGAUUCAAACGGAGGGACUUUUCCGCUUCUGAAAGUUUUGUAUGUUGGUGAAUUAAGAAGAAUCAAGAUGAAGAAACAGUUCAACCGCAUGAAACAGCUCGCCAACCAGACUGUUGGAAGAGCAGAGAAGACAGAAGUACUGAGUGAUGACCUUCUUCAGAUUGAUCGUCGCCUGGAAUUGGUGCGAUUGGUCUCUCAUAAUGCACACAAGAGGAUGGUCGCCUGUCUACAGGGCAAUCUGGGCACAGAUGUGGAAAAGAGACAUAAAAAGCUUCCCCUCACAGCCCUUUCACAAUCCAUGCUGGAAGGAGGAAGUCAGCUAGGAGACGAGUCUCUCAUAGGAAAAAUGAUGGAAGUUUGUGGAGAGGCUGAAAGCAAACUGGCAUACGAGCAGAGCCAACAUGAGGUCCAGCUAGAGAGAGAUGUUCUAGACCCUCUCAAUCAGCUAGCAGAGGUGGACGUUCCUAAUAUCCUGAAGCAGAGAAAGCAUUUAGCCAAGCUUGUGUUGGAUUAUGAUUCUGCAAAAGCCAGGUAUCAACAGGCCGCAAAGGUGUUCCCUUCUGCCACAAACGCUCAAGCAAUGGCUGCCAAAAUUGACACACUUAAGGAAGAGAUGGAUGACGCACAGAUCAAAAUGGAAAUAUGCAAGGAUCAAUUGGCUGCAGACAUGUACAACUUUUCCUCCAAGGAAGGAGAAUAUGCUUGCUAUUAUGUCUUGUUAUUAGAAGCACAAGCUGAAUACCAUAAAAGAGCUUUGGCUCUCAUUGAAAGCAUCCUGCCAACCAUACAGUCACAGCAAGACAAAUGGACGGAGAAGCCAGCGUUUGGCACCUCUCUAGAGGAACAUCUGAAAUGCACCAGCAGAGAGAUCGCUUUGCCCAUAGAGGCCUGCAUCAUGAUGCUUCUGGAGACUGGCAUGCACGAAGAGGGUUUGUUCCGUAUCGCUGCUGGGGCCUCAAAACUUAAGAAGCUAAAGGCGGCUCUGGACUGUUCCACCUCACAGUUGGAGGAGUUUUAUUCUGACCCUCACGCUGUAGCUGGAGCCCUGAAAUCUUACCUGCGAGAGCUGCCUGAACCUCUGAUGAGCUACCAGCUGUAUGAAGAGUGGAUCCAGGCCUCAAAUAUUUCUGACCCAGAUAAAAGACUUCAGGCUCUGUGGGUGGUAUGUGACAUGAUGCCAAAGGCCAACAAGACCAAUUUUAGGUACCUAGUGAAGUUUCUUGCCAAGCUUGCUCAGGAAAGUGACAUCAAUAAGAUGACAGCGAGUAACAUUGCCAUCGUUCUGGGACCCAAUUUACUGUGGGCCAAGGCAGAAGGGUCCCUUGCUGAAAUGGCAGCUACUACCUCUGUCCAUGUAGUGUCUAUUAUAGAACUGAUAAUCCAACAUGCAAGCUGGUUUUUCCCUGAAGAUAUGGACUUCAAUGUUUCAGGCAUGUUUGCCUUGCCUGGGUGUCCGGGUACCCCUGACUCUGAAGCAGGAUCCAUAGACAGGAGGCGCCCAGGCAGCCAGGCAUUACAAGAUUCUGAGACCACCCGCAAAGACAGCCCUGCUAACAAACACCCGGAACACGCCUCUCGUAGAGCUGGCACAAUAAAUAAAAAGCAGCACUCCAUGCCUAACUUCCAGCCCCCUCUCCCUCCCAUCGAUGCUGGGGCGGCUCCCGUGUUUGAGCCCUCCCCUCAGUCUCCCACUGGUGGGGGUUUGGAGGCUGGGCAGGGGGGAGUUGUGGUGAAUCAGACCCAGCAGCCUUUAGUUCAGCAGAACCCUGCUACAGACAACAGUAACACUGUCCGAGAACCCGUGUCCACACCACCUUCCCUGAGGAACGGACCAGGAAGCUCCAGUGGAACACCAGGUCAGUUGAAUGUGGGGACCCCUACGUCAGGUUCUAAAGGCCCCAGCCCCUUCAUGGUUCGAAGAGGAACAAAGAAACAAGCACCUGCACCUCCUAAACAGGCUGCACCUGGUACACCUCAGAACGUUAAAGCAGUUGCUAACCAGUCCACACCAAACCAGUCUGCAACCGUGAGCACGAGUACCCCUCUUCCUGUCAUCGCGCCUCGUCGCUGCAACCAGACACCAAUCCAUGCCCCAAGCCACCCUCCACCACAACCUCCCUCCCAGAGCACAGAAGAACCAGACCAGUCCCCUCCCAGAACCCCAACCCCACCAGAUACACCUCCCCACGAUGGUUCCUACCCCACCGGCUCCCUGCUGCGCCCCAGGCCAACCCCUAGACCGCGGCCCAAACCCACCAUACCACCACCACCCCAGCCAACUAGUGAAGGUGCCAACGGCAUCUGUAUUUCUGGAUCCAAGAUUAUCUCGGAUGUGUGAUCUACUGCCUGUGAGGUGUAAUUUGAUUGACAGAUGGAGAAGUUUCUCUCAUGGAACCAGGGCUGGACCUUGUCCCUGAGCUAGAAGAGGAUCAAACAGAAGAAACAUCCCCAGAAUUUGAACACCAAUCAGAAAGCACUGCUCUGUAAGGGGAGAGGAGCCUAAUCUUCACACAGCCAAUCAAGGUCGAUGUUCGGAAUGGAAUACUAGCAUACUGCAUUAUAUACUGUAUACUGCCAGCAGUUAUUUUUAAAUUUACUAAUAGUAUAUGAAACAGCAUGCAAUAUGCAUUGAUAAACGUUUCAAACAGUAGUAUCCGGGGGCCUGGGUAGCUCAGUGGUAAAAUACGCUGGCUACCACCCCUGGAGUUCGCUAGUUCGAAUCCCAGGGUGUGCUGAGUGACUCCAGCCAGGUCUCCUAAGCAACCAAAUUGGCCCGGUUGCUAGGGAGGGUAGAGUCACAUGGGGUAACCUCCUCGUGGUCGCUAUAAUGUGGUUUGUUCUCGUGGGGCGCAUGGUGAAUUGAGCGUGGUUGCCGUGGUGGAUGGCGUGAAGCCUCCACACGCGCUAUGUCUCCGUGGCAACGCGCUCAACAAGCCACGUGAUAAGAUGUGCGGGUUGACUGUCUCAGACGUGGAGGCAACUGGGAUUUGUCCUCCGCCACCCGGACUGAGGCGAAUCACUAUGCGACCACGAGGACUUAGAGCACAUCGGGAAUUGGGCAUUCCAAAUUGGGAGAAAAAGGGGAAAAAUCCCCCCCAGAAAGAACAGUAGUAUCCUACAUUGUGACCUAAACACAUGGCAUACAGCAUAUAGCGUCUAGUUAUAAUCUUGGAAAGAAAUAUGAAAAUAUUUACACUCAGGUUUAUGUAAAAAAUUCUAAUUUUUGGCAGUACGAUCACAUGAUGAGUCAAGAAAUGUUAACCCUUCUGUGGUAUUUAAAAAGGACACCUCCCUUUGGUAUUUACGGUCAUUUUUGACCAGAAGGGUCAGAUGUGUUACCCUAUUUUUUGAUGAUGAUGAUACCAUUUGUUCUUCCCUGAAGAUCAAUAAAAUUAUGCAUUUCUUUUGGGAUUUUAUGCUAUUCUGAUCUUAUUUACUUAUAUAUGUGUAUGUAUGUGUGUAUAUAUAUGUGUAUGUAUGUGUGUAUAUAUAUGUGUAUGUGUGUAUAUAUAUAUAUAUAUAUAUAUAUAUAUAUUAUCAUUAAUUUGUUUACACAAACACAUUUUUGUCUGAUGGCUUGUUGUAACCUAAUUUUAUAUUUUAUCACAAGAUAUGCUUUUGGAUAUAUUUAGACAUGAUCAAACUAUUAUUUAUCCAAUUUAGCAUUUUAAAUAGAUUUGAAGUGUCAGUUUGUGCAGUUAUUGUCAUUAUGCUUGCAAUCAAACCAUGCCAUGGUGUUACAAACAGGAGGCACAGAAUAAGCAUUUUUCUACGAAUUAUUUAUUUCAAACAGACAAAUUUACUCAAAGUAAAUGCAUAAUAAUGUCAAGAAAAUUAACAUCAAAAAACAGAAAUGAACUGAAAAAAAAAAAAAAAUUUGAAAACAUUUUGCAAUUUCAAACUUUCUAUAGUAAACAUUUAUUUUGCAAACGUGUGUGUAUGUGUGAGUGUGUCAUGAACUGGUGAGAAAUAACACGGAGCCUUUUUUUUUUUUUUUUUUUUUUUUUUACAUUUGUCAGAAAAACAUUUUGUGUGUAAGUGGGUGUGUAUGUUUUGCACUGAGGAUGUUUUAGAGUCUCACCCUGUAAUUUGUGUCUGUUUUUUCUGCAUUGUGGUUGAUUUAUUGAUUGUAUUUGACAGACCAAAAACAAUUGCUUUGUUUUUUGGUCUUUCCUGUUCAUUUUCAAUGGUCAGUCAAUUUUGACCGUGAAUACCAAAGGUGUCGUUUUUUUUUAUGGUCACUUAGACUUAUCGAA